This is a messenger RNA of Cryptomeria japonica (Japanese cedar), 435 nucleotides long. RefSeq names its product classical arabinogalactan protein 5-like. The transcript has a single exon. Lineage: Eukaryota; Viridiplantae; Streptophyta; Pinopsida; Cupressales; Cupressaceae. Bases 1 to 435 code for a protein of 144 amino acids. The record is from RefSeq and is a predicted model, not a curated record.
AUGGCUUCCAUAGUGCAAUAUUUAGAUUAUGUUAUAGUCAUAACAGUUCUCCUUUUGUAUGCAUCCUGUGCUGAAUCUGAAGUUCCAGCUCCUGCUCCUGCUCCUGCUCUUAAAGAUCAUUCUCCUGCUCCUGCUCCUGCUCCUGCUCCAAAACAUAAUUCUCCUGCUUCUGCCUCUUCUCCAUUAUCCCCUAUUCCUACUCCUCCAUCUGACCCUGACCCAUCAGGUUCAAAAGGAGGGAAUCCAGAAAACAUUUCCCAUUCUAACUCUAGGUCCUCUUCAAAGGGAAUGAGUUCAGGUCAAAAGGCUGGAGUUGUUAUUGGUGUUCUGUUAGCAGUGGCCUUGUGUGGAUUUGGGUUUGUGAUUUACAGGAAGAGGAGGAGUAAUAUAAGUAGAGCUCGGUUUGGUUAUGGAGCUCGUGAAUUGGAGCUUUGA